Messenger RNA from Salvia hispanica, 1738 nucleotides. It is a transcript of the gene MLO13, whose product is annotated as Seven transmembrane MLO family protein. Gene Ontology annotation, biological process: defense response. Gene Ontology annotation, cellular component: membrane. NCBI's taxonomy places the organism in Eukaryota, Viridiplantae, Streptophyta, Magnoliopsida, Lamiales, Lamiaceae. The record is from RefSeq and is a predicted model, not a curated record.
CUCUUGAGACAGAAUGGCGGGGGGAGAGUCAGGACGCGCCUUUGAAUACACACCCACUUGGGUCGUGGCUGUUGUCUGUUUCGUCAUUGUUUCAAUCUCAUUCAUCGCUGAGCGUGCUCUUCAUAAACUCGGCAGGUUCUUCAAGCACCAAAACCAGGAACCGAUGCUUGAGUCACUGCAGAAGCUCAAGGAAGAGCUGAUGCUUCUGGGGUUCAUAUCAUUAUUGCUGACGGUGUUUCAAGGUCCGAUAAGCAAGAUAUGCAUGCCCCAACAUCUCUCCGAUAUCAUGCUUCCUUGCAAAAUGGCACCGGAAAAACAAGAAAACUCCCAUUUUUCUAUUCAUCAAAGGAGGCUUUUGGCUCAAGAAUCCACUCCCAACUGUCCAAAGGGACAAACCCAAUUUCUGUCAUUAGAAGCUUUGCAUCAGCUCCACAUUUUCAUAUUUGUUAUGGCCGUCGUUUAUGUGUUUUUCUGUGCCACAACUAUGGCUCUCGGAGGAAUCAAGAUAAGGCAAUGGAGACAUUGGGAGCUUUCAAUCAGGAAUGAAGCAACACGGCGCCAUAGAGUUCAUGGUCAUGCACGAGCUCAGUUCGAAGGGUUCAUGGAACGAGCAGGCAACUAUUGGAGAAAAUUUACUAUUAUUAGUUGGGUGGUUGCCUUCUUCAAACAGUUUUAUGGCUCAGUCACAAAGUCGGACUACAUAGCACUGCGCUCUGGUUUUAUACGUGAGCAUUGUCCAAACAACCAAAAUUAUGAUUUCCACAAGUAUAUGCUCAGGACAUUGGAAAAGGAUUUCAAGAAAAUAAUUGGAAUCAGUUGGUAUUUAUGGCUGUUUGUGGUCAUCUUUUUGCUUCUCAACAUAGCAGGCUGGCAUGCAUAUUUUUGGAUGUCAUUUUUGCCUCUUGCACUUCUGCUAAUAGUUGGAGCAAAACUGGAGCACAUAAUAAGUGAACUAGCCAAGGAUGCUGCUGAGAGUCAUCAUGGUGAAGUAACAGUGAGGCUUUCCGACGAACUGUUUUGGUUCCACAGCCCCGACCUCGUCCUCUACUUGAUCCAUUUCAUUCUCUUCCAAAACUCCUUCGAAAUCGCCUUCUUCCUUUGGAUCUGGACCACAUAUGGAUUCAAUUCUUGCAUCAUGGAGGGGUUGGAUUACAUCAUUCCAAGGCUCGUUAUCGGGGUUAUUGUGCAAAUUCUAUGCAGCUACAGCACUUUACCUUUAUAUGCUUUAGUCUCACAGAUGGGGAGCAAGUUCAAGCAGACGCUUUUCAACGAGUUCCUACAAGAUAUUCUUAAGGGUUGGGCCAAAGACAGUAAUUCGGGAGUGAAUGCGAGUGCGGAUAGACUUGCAAUCGACAUUACGAAUCCUGUUAGCCUUUCUCAACAACCGGCCUGUGAUAGGUGGAGCAGAGCAUCUCGUAUCGAACUGCCUCCUUCGCGCCAUCCUCAUAUCUGAUUUUCAUUCUUCAGAUUGUUGGCAUGCAUGAGGUCAUGAUGUAGAGUUUCUUUCAAGGCGCUAUUGGAGUAUGUUUUCCAAUGGAGUUUGAAGUUAAAAAACAAUGAUCAUAUAGUUGGAAAAUAGUAUACUUAGUGUUGGGUUUGCUCAUUAUCGAAAAAUGACUUCAAUUUUGAUGUCAACAAACACUAUUUUAACUACUACUUAUUGUAAAUGUUUCCAACGGAAUAUAAAGAUAAAUAACAAUGAUAUGUAUAAAAAACAAUGAUUUUUCACUCAAGAAUC